Molecule: messenger RNA, 2348 nt
Organism: Amoebophrya sp. A25
Lineage: Eukaryota; Dinophyceae; Syndiniales; Amoebophryaceae
Source: the annotation of a GenBank genome assembly
CACGUGAGCAGCAGGAUGUUUGAGCAGUCUCAAUAUGAAGGGUUCUGGCUGCAUCCGGCAGUGGAGCUGCGAGGCCAGGUGUCGCAGAGAGACGGCGGCCGCGGUGUUUUCGUGUCCUCGCUUGCGGGACAGCCAUUACCUGAAGGAACGCUGGUUCUAGCUGAAACCGCUUUGCUCCUCGCCGACUCGUACGAAGAUUUACUUCACCGCAUGAAGAGCCUGCAAGACCAGUCUUUUGCUCGUACAUGUUGUGCAAAUGAGGAUUAUAACGAAGAAAGAACCACUAGAAGUACUGAUCCACGACCUGAAGUAGAUCAUGUUGUCGAGCAACUGCAAGCAGAAGACCGACUGGAACGACGACAGCAGAGAAAGGACUUGGUCAUCAAGGAGCAGAAUUUAUUAGCUGCGAUGCAUCCGUGUGGGUUUGGACGGUUUCGCGAAAAAAUCCAGCAUAAUUGGCACAGUGCAGAUGGGAUGCUGCUUGAGGGCGUCGUCUCAAGGACACAGUUCCGAACCACAAAUUUGGAGACCGAAAUCGCCAAAGAGGAAGAAUUGUAUGCGAACAGUUCAUCCGGUAGGGCAGAAGCUUUGGCAAGAAGUAGUAGCCCUUCUUUGCUUCUUGAGGGAGCCGAAGGGCUAGAAAAUUGUGGAGAUGAACAGGAAGGGCGAGUUGUAACUACGCGACAAGCAGUUGCAGUAGAAGACAACGAAAAGAACAGAAGUACAACUUGUAUGGACCAACAUAGCGACAUAAAAACAUGCAGUCCGAAGAAAAAGGAAGCGUUGGGCCCAGGCAGUAGUGAAGAGAAACUUAGUCGCAGCAUCGCCUCCACUGCACUCGAUUCCUCAUUCGAGGAGUCGCCCGGCAAAGACGGUGCAUCGCACCAAAAUGAAGAUGCUAUACCAGAGCCACUUGAACCUUAUGUCCAGCAUCGUAUUGCGGGUGAAGAGGCACAGAAACAGUGGAGCGGUAGCUGUUCUAGCACAGACAACCCGGGCAUAGAUCUACAGCAACAAGGAAGCAGCGAAGGUAGCCUCGAAGAUGAAAUCCCACGCCUUGGAUUGUGGCCAACAGCUUCGCUCAUCAACCACUCCUUUGCGGCGCCAAACGUGGCACGAAGUUUCUCACUACGAUUGUGUUCGGGAAGAAGACCUCCACAAACUAAAGGUAACACGCCGCUUCGGGGUACCAUCGUUGUGGAGUAUCGGGUGAUUCGAGAAAUCGCACCAGGAAAUGAAGUUUUCGAUAAUUAUCUAGACUUGUCGAGCGACUUCAAGAAACGGAAAGACGUAGAAUUGAAGCAGCACAAGCUGAGACACGUCCGUCCGGACGAGCACGACAACGAAGCGACGCGUGAAUUCUUAGCAGCAUACGACGAUCUGUGGGGACGAGUUCGCGACAACGGAGCCGCAAAUGAAGAGGGAGAAGAAGUAGAAGACGAUGAGGAUGAGGAUGCCGCCGCGUCUUCUUCGAAGAUUAAGGCGGGUGCUGAAGAAGUAGAUGAACAUGAAGGACUUGAGGAGUCCGCACCAGGCGAAAUUACUUCUUCAACCUGCGACACUACUAAAACAGCUGGAACGGUUCUCUAUUCAACACGAGAGGUUCUUUCCUCAUUCAACAACGACGAGAAUGGGGAUAAUCCUACUAUCAAUAUUUCUGGUUCCGCUAGUGCGGCUUCCACGUCGCACCCCUCUGCGCAAGAGCGCGUUGAAGCCCUAUUUCAGCUUUGCAGCGAAAUUUCCCAGUUGAUGGACAUGGAGCUUUACUCGGACCCGGCUGGUUUCCAUGUCUUCCUGAAUUUCGCGAAAGCCUUGAAUGAGGACGGAUUUCGUGCGGAAGCCGUGAAUAUGCUAGCGCGAGCACUGGACUUGGUCUUAGUACGGGAGCCCUACAGUCUACAUUCCUGUCUCGUUUUGUCGUUGUUGUGUACCUGGAUGCGAGGUGAAAGUGGGAUCAACGACGAUACUUGUGACGAUGAAGUCUUGUUCUCACCGGACGAAACGGAAUCGAUGUUGCGUCUCUGUCGUAAGCAUUUUUCUGUGGUGUUUGGUCCAUCACAGUUUGCGUUGAGCAACCCUCAUUUGUGCUAAAACGACUCAAAACAGCUUUAUACGUACUAGUCCUUUAUAAUAUUAUCGACCCUGUUCUUCUAGUCCUAUGUAUAAGCAUUCAUGCAUACACGCAGCCGCAUAGCGAACAACAAUGAUGAUCACAAGUAGAACAAAACGAAAUGAACAUAAUGAACUUUCCUUUUCCACCUCUGCAUCUCAUGCACACUCACAGCACUCGACAUUAAAAUCUGACAUAUUUCUACGCAUAUUAUUCCAGAUUCAAAUCGCUGUCGGUG